UCUGGCUAGAAAAGGGGGACAUGGGUGAAGUGACUUUGCAAAAGAAAUUGCUAUAGCAUUUUUUUCAACCCCGCUUUUUCAUAUGCGUGAUUUCGUCUUCUGUUCCUGUCUGCCUGUAUGAGUUCCCCUUUACAUUUUACCGAAAACGAACGACGUCGUUAUGAAGCCAUCGUAGAGAAAGGACGGUGGACGGUGGAUAACUCAGAAAGCCGUAUUGCUUCACGACUUAUUCCCGAGUCUCCUCGAAAAAGCAUUCUAAAGGGAUGGCAAACCCCAGAGACUCAUCGGACUUCCAUUUAUGAUCGACAAAAACGACGCCGGGAACUGAUUGAGCGACGACGCGUCAGUUUUGCGCCGGAUGCUCGCGUACGAUUAUUUGGACGCAAUGACUCGUUGCUGACCAGUCCUCAGAAAAGAACCAACAUGACCGACGAUCGCCCCGACUCGAGCGUGUUUGACGACCCUUCUGAACAAAAUGUAUCGACCCACGACAAUCCUUUCCUUGCUCGUCUGACAGGGUCACCCAUUGACCGAAAGCGACGACGAUCUGUUUUAUUAGGAAGUCCAACGCCCGAUGUGCGAAGCCCGCAGCAUCAUUUCACACGUAUCAGAGAGGAUCCGUUCAAUGCAUUUGACUUCCAUUACCGAUCCAAUUCCAACGACGCGAUAGAGUUUCCAAAUAACCCGACGGGAAACUCGCCACAAUCUCGUAAAUCAUAUUAUCCAAACGAACAUGAUGCUGUCAUGAAUUUCCUCAACCGACUGGAUCGAACAGAUUCAAGAACCAGUCCAGUCGUUGACAAACAGCUACACGGACGUGUUGAUGCCGUAGACCUUCAUCUGUCGCCACAGCCCCAGAAUAUGCAGACACAGCAUACAGCUAAUGUCACAGGAGCGGGUUCGCAUGACGGCGACACAAUGCAACUAACACAAAUGUUACAACAAGAGGAAGAUGGUGGAGACACGAUGCAGUUAACGCAGAUAAUACAAAAUCACGACAGUAUUGAAGCGCCAAUGGAAUUCUCGCAAGCACUACGAGAAGAAAAUCACGAUGAUGAAGAACCGAUGCAGUUAACACAAGUGAUCGUAUCACCAGACAUUCGGGUCGCAAAUAACGUCUCUUUGAACCGCACCCCACGGCGUAGAUUAUCCUCGCUUUCAUUUGGUAGAGACUCAACCGCUGAUCACAGUAUUGGUUCUGAUUACGGCGAUCGAAUGGUAUCAAUGCAUGGCAAUGAGAAUGUCAAUAUACUGGAAGAAGAAUAUCCGCAUCUCAGCAACUCUUUCCUCGAUGAUAACACUAUCACACAAAAUAUCUCUCUCUCUGACUUUCUACAGUACGUUGGCAUCACUUUCAAAGAAAACAUCACCGUUAAAAAUCGUCGGCGUACGUCAGGUUUCAAUCAAAGCCGAGGAGCAUCGACCAUGCUUGAACAAGCCACUACAGCAGCCUGUAUCAUGCCCGAAUUAGACAUGUAUAAGACGCGUUGCGAAGAGUUGGUGGAGCUCAUAGAUGCGGAUCACAAGGCGUUAAAAGCCAUCGACAAAGAAGUUAGCGAGAAAAACCCUCAGUUUUUCGCUGAAUAUCUGGAAGCUAAUGUGCAAUUACGAAGCCAGCUAGAGGAACGUUUUAGACUGAUACGGAAGUAUGCUCAAGCUGGUACACGACGUCUUUGGUAUGAAUACAGGUCAAGUUUUACCGAGGAACUGAAUGACCUAUUGAAAGAAAAGAUUCAAAAGUUUGACGAGGAUAAGCAGUUCUUACGGAUGAUGGAAAACGAACUACGGAGGCAACUCCCUUAUCUGUCGGCCUACAAAGAUGGACUGAAAAAGUCAUUGGAGGAAGCACGUAAAAGAGAAGAAGAAUAUCAUCAAAUUGACCAGGAACAGCUAGCAAGUUUGGAAGCCGAAAUUGAAGAACAGAAGAUCAUACUGGAAGGUUUUAAAGAAGACACCAAAAGUUUGGAGCAAGAAGAGAAUGAACUCAGUCAAAGAAAGACUGAAAUGGAGCAUCUUAAGGAUGAGGCUGCAGCCGCCAUUGAUCGUGCCAACAAGACGAUCGCCGAAAAUCAAUACGCAACGAUUGACGACUUGGUUAACGCGAAACAGCAAUUUGCAGCUUGCUGUGCUCUUGGACAGUGGCGUCUGCUACAAAAUGACGAAACCAUGACGAAUGUUAUGAUAGAUAAUGAUUUGCAAGUGACAAUCGCUUCCCUCAAGUUAAAGCAACAAGAAGAAGGCGCCGUCAAUAUACGAGUUGUUGAAACUGAAGAUGAAGGUGUCGGGUUACUUGCAGAGCUGGCUCAUGGCCUAAAUACCUUAGUGUCCGACGCUAUUCCUCAGUCUGAGAUGUUGCAGAAGAUGGCUAUCUAUUGGAACCGUGUAAAGAUGAUUCAUCGAGAAAUUCUGAGGGCUCAACGACGGUUUUGGGUUGAACUGACGAAGCUCACCGAAAACGAGGAUACAGAUCCGGGAGAUCAUGGUGUUCAAUGUGAUAUCACGCUAUUGAGCUACCUGAACAGCACCAAGUUUUCCUUUUCAUUACAAAUUCGUCCAAAAGAUGUCAUGGCGUUCCCGAAAUUGAUUACAGAUGGAUUAAGAGUGCGAUUGGAUUACGGACAUAUCAAGGAAGAAGAAUUGGAAGCCUUGAUUGCAAUGGAACUGAGAGAGAAUGGUAUAAUUGAUUUUGUCGAUAGUCUUCGAAACGUAAUUGAGAAAAUACAGUAAAUAAGUUUUGUGAAUAUGGCAUCUCAACACAAGAAAUGAC
Molecule: messenger RNA, 2767 nt
Organism: Radiomyces spectabilis
Lineage: Eukaryota; Fungi; Mucoromycota; Mucoromycetes; Mucorales; Radiomycetaceae
Product: Spc7 kinetochore protein-domain-containing protein
Exons: 18
Coding region: 118-2727 (869 amino acids)
Biological process (GO): mitotic spindle assembly checkpoint signaling; mitotic sister chromatid biorientation; protein localization to kinetochore
Source: RefSeq, a predicted model, not a curated record